AUGGCGACUACCAGCACUAUGGGAAAUACUCGCAAGUUAGACUGCAAAGACUUACACGGUUAUCUGUGUACACUAUCCUCUAAUGUACUAGAUCGACUUUACAACCACCCCGCAACAUGUCUAGCUGUGUUCAGAGAAUUACCACCACUUGGUAAACAAUAUGUGAUGCGGCUUGUCUUUGUUGAUCAGCCAAUACCGUGUGCGGUUGUUGCAUCAUGGGUAAAAACUUCAUGCCACGAUUCGUGGGCAAGUUCUGGUCAUCUCGGUCCUGACAAGCAUGCACGUGAUGUAGAAUACUUGGAUUCUUAUGCAUUGGAAAGAUGGGAGUGUGUGUUGCAUUUCUUGGUUGGAUCUCGUGGCGUGGAUAGUGUCAGCAGAGAUAUAGCAUUAGUACUAAAUAAAUCAGGUCUUAUGAAACCAAUGGAAGAAGGAGGCACUCCUGUGAUUACUCAAGCUGGAUUUCAAUUUCUACUCAUGGAUACCCCCUCUCAAGUUUGGUAUUUCAUGUUACAGUAUUUACAAAGUGCUGAGGCAAGAAAUCUAGAUCUUGUUGAGGCUUUAAAUUUCUUAUUUCAGCUGAGUUUUUCAUCACUAGGUAAGGACUAUUCAACAGAAAACCUGAAUGAUUCACAGUUACAAUUUCUUCAACAUCUCAGAGAGUUAGGAUUAGUGUUCCAAAGAAAGAGAAAGUCGAAACGGUAUUAUCCAAGCAGACUGGCCAUCAAUUUAGCCUCGGGUCUAUCAAACGUUACAACAGAUGCAAACAGAACUGGGUUUAUUAUGGUUGAAACUAACUACAGAGUGUAUGCGUACACUGACUCCAACUUGCAAGUGGAAAUAUUAGGCUUAUUUACAGAACUCCUCUAUAGACUUUUUUUUCCAAAGUUGACACCAAUCAUUCCACCAACAAUCAGUGAUCAAAUCAGACUAUGGGAGUUAGAGAGAGAUAGAUUAAGCUUCACUGAUGGUGUUUUAUACAAUCAGUUUCUAUCACAACAUGAUUUUGAAGUACUCCGAGACUAUGCAAAGGAUAUUGGAGUGUUAAAUUGGGAGAAUCCAGCCAAAAGAGUUAUCAUUGUGAGUCCUUCUGGGCAUGAUGAAGUGAAAAGAUUCUGGAAAAGGCAGAAAAAAAGUUGAAUCCAAUAUUCUCAACUGGUUCAUCAGUACUUGGGUGAUGUGUUAUCAUACAAGAAAUUAUGUGGCUGGCCAUUUGUCUUGGAUUUGGAAGAGGUCCACUCAGAUGUUGUAACUGCAUAUGGAACUGGAAUUCGCGAGGAUGCCAACAAUCUGCUUUUUUUUUGUGAUGUACAAUUUUAUAAGUUUCGAGUUAUACCUUUCGUUACUCUAAGCCAAAUUGUAUAUUUAAAUUUUCAGUUUUUAUACGUUGAAAACCUGUCAAGAAACAAGCGGCUCUCGGUUUAGAGAGUUGACUAGCCAAUCAAACAAAAUUUUCCAAGCAUCUUUGCGUUCACUUUACAUAGCUAUACCAGUCUGCUGUGCAGAAUGUGACUUGAUCUUUUAAUGGUGAUACAUUCAGUUUUUUGAAAAAACCUAAAUAUACACACGUUAUUAGGUUUUAAUACGUGUACUAAACACGUGGUUCACAAGAUGGACAAGUUACUGAUAAUUGCGGUCGUGGUUAAUUUAACAAAACGCUCCACUUGGACCUGUUUUCUACAAAAUGUUAUGCAAGACAACUACUGAUACUGUAAUAUAGCAUACUAGUAUGUAAAUUACAAGAACAUUACUUCGUUGUAUUUCAGGGUUCCCAAAAUAGGCCAGACAUCUUCAGCUCAUUUUGGAUGAACUUUGAGACAUCUUCAGCUCAUUUUGGAUAAAC
This is a messenger RNA of Saccoglossus kowalevskii, 1840 nucleotides long. Its product is annotated as general transcription factor IIH subunit 4-like. Gene Ontology annotation, molecular function: double-stranded DNA binding; ATPase activator activity. The record is from RefSeq and is a predicted model, not a curated record. Gene Ontology annotation, cellular component: transcription factor TFIIH holo complex; transcription factor TFIIH core complex. NCBI's taxonomy places the organism in Eukaryota, Metazoa, Hemichordata, Enteropneusta, Harrimaniidae. Gene Ontology annotation, biological process: nucleotide-excision repair.